AUGAUUCGUAAUAUUUUGCUCCUGUCAGUGGCUCUUGUUGCAGUCAGCGCAAUGUUCAGACCAGUGCAAAACUGUAAUAACGAGCAGUGCCCACCGGGAUACCAUAAAUUCACCUCAAGAAGUAAUGGUCCAUGGUGUGUAAAGGUCUUCACUGGAAACAUGACCUGGUGGGAGGCUGAGCGUGAGUGUCGUUGUACUACCAAGGGAGCACAUUUGUCUGGAAUUGAGAAUAUGGAGGAAUUAAGAUGGCUCGAGCAAGAAGCUCAAUCUAAAUUGGAGGAUACUGUGAAGAACGGAGCUAUUUGGAUCGGUGCCUACAGACGCAAAGAGUGUCCAUCUGGACAAGAGUCAACAAAUUCUCUGUGCCAAGAAGAGAAGCUCUUCCAAUUCACUGACCAAAACACAUGCAAAACUACCAUUUUCCAAAACUGGGAAACCAAUCAACCAACCAACAAGGAUGGUGAUGACUGUGGUGUCAUUCUCAUCUCUACAGAGGAGUCAGGAGCCAAUUCAGAUGUUUCUGGAAAGACUGCCGCUAAGUACUGCUUGGAAACAAUCGGAUCUUCUCCAAUUAUGUCUGCUGCUGGAUUCAUUUGUGGUGUGAAACCGACUCCAGGUGGCAACAAUUAUGGAGGAGGCAACAGUGGAUACGGAGGAGGCAACGGUGGAUAUGGUGGUGGAAAUGAUAUGAUCAUGAUUGGAGCUGCAAGACCACAAUAA
Molecule: messenger RNA, 720 nt
Organism: Caenorhabditis briggsae
Lineage: Eukaryota; Metazoa; Nematoda; Chromadorea; Rhabditida; Rhabditidae
Gene: Cbr-clec-197
Product: Protein CBR-CLEC-197
Exons: 3
Coding region: 1-720 (239 amino acids)
Source: RefSeq, a predicted model, not a curated record